Oncorhynchus masou masou (cherry salmon) is the source of this 4927-nucleotide messenger RNA. Its product is annotated as CUGBP Elav-like family member 1. The record is from RefSeq and is a predicted model, not a curated record. Gene Ontology annotation, cellular component: cytoplasm; ribonucleoprotein complex; nucleus. The coding region runs from base 908 to 2548 and encodes 546 amino acids. Lineage: Eukaryota; Metazoa; Chordata; Actinopteri; Salmoniformes; Salmonidae. The transcript has 16 exons. Gene Ontology annotation, biological process: mRNA splice site recognition; regulation of alternative mRNA splicing, via spliceosome. Gene Ontology annotation, molecular function: mRNA 3'-UTR binding.
UGAGUGAAUAGGAACUCUUUCGAUUGCGUGUACAUUUUUAUUUUGUGAGUAACGAACGUAUUUUGACAUUACAACGCUUGCAGAGCUGUCUAGUAUGCAUCGGAGCUUCCAGAGCCUUGGAGAGGAGACAUGGCAUACCCAUCAUCAACAUCUUUAAAAGCAUAUACUGGGGCAGGAUCAGCCAGCUGUCAAAACCUGCGAACUUAUCAGCUGAGAAACAUGAACAUCUGUGUAAUUGCUUCAGAUGCAGACAGUGUUGUACAACCGACUUCUCAGAAUUAGUUUAAAAUGCUGCUCAACAUUCCCCUUGCACCUGGAGAAGAGGCAACUUACAUCAAAACAAAUUGAUCAACAUAAGUUGAACGGCAACGCAAAAACUUUGCAGCUGACCAUUGAGCUAUAAAAUAACAGAAUGACUACAUUACAUCCUCCCAAGUGAAAGAAUCUAGAACGUACCAUGUUGUGACAGAGGGGACACUUGUUAUUCUAAAUGUCACAAUGGGUCUAAAAGCGACUCGAAAACGCAAGGAAAGUUGUUAAAUAUAACGCACAUUUAGAAAAAGCUUUCAACAAAUAUUUUGCUAACGUUGUUUGGUCCAACAUUCACUUCAAUUAAAAAAAAACAAUCAACGGCCACACCCCCAAUCCCCUGUUUCUGAGAGUCUGAUGGUAAAUGCAGGAAAGACCGCCAUUUUGCAAGCUAGAAGUACAAGUCUAAAAGUGAGCUGGUGAAGAAAAUAAUCGAAAUAAUAAGCCACCAAACAUACACUUAGCAAAUACAGAUAACACACUGUGUUGGCUGAACACAUAGGUAGUCGCAUUUAAAGUUAAGACAUCACACAGGAUAAAGGGGGAAGAACCAUUACCUACGUGACAAGCAAACCCAGGUGGUUGUGAAAGGCACUGGAUGGAUAGUAUCGACGCUGAGGGCUUGUACCUGUCCACGGAGCAGCAUGGGCAGCCACAAUGUGAGCUUCCCCAAACUGCCCUGGAGGUGCCCACCAUGGGGGGGGCGAAGAAGAUGAACGGGACCCUGGACCACCCGGACCAGCCCGACAUCGAUGCUAUCAAGAUGUUCGUUGGCCAGAUCCCACGGUCCUGGGCAGAGGAACAGCUGCGGGAGCUUUUUGAGCCUUACGGCGCCGUCUACGAAAUCAAUGUCUUGCGUGACAGGAGUCAAAACCCCCCCCAAAGCAAAGGUUGUUGUUUCAUAACAUAUUACACUCGCAAAUCUGCAUUGGAAGCACAAAAUGCUCUUCACAACAUGAAAAUUCUCCCAGGGAUGCAUCACCCCAUUCAGAUGAAGCCAGCUGACAGUGAGAAGAAUAAUGCGGUUGAAGACAGGAAGUUGUUCAUAGGAAUGAUAUCAAAAAAGUGUAAUGAGAAUGACAUCAGACUUAUGUUCUCACCGUACGGACAGAUCGAGGAAUGUAGAAUACUACGUGGGCCGGAUGGACUGAGCCGUGGUUGUGCGUUUAUAACUUUUACAGCAAGACAGAUGGCACAGUCAACAAUCAAAUCCAUGCACCAAUCACAAACUAUGGAGGGCUGCUCGUCUCCCAUCGUAGUGAAGUUUGCUGACACGCAGAAGGACAAGGAGCAAAAGCGCAUCACCCAGCAGCUUCAGCAGCAGAUGCAACAGCUCAACACUGCCUCAAUGUGGGGGAAUCUGACCGGGCUCAACUCUCUUGGACCACAGUAUCUGGCACUUUAUUUACAGCUCCUCCAGCAGUCUGCCACCUCUGGGAAUGCCCUCAACAACCUUCAUCCCAUGUCUGGUAUGUCAGGGCUGAAUGCCAUGCAGAACCUGGCUGCCCUGGCAGCAGCGGCCAGCGCCACACAGGCCACGCCCACGGGCAGCAGCGCUCUCACCACCUCUAGCAGUCCCCUCAACGUGCUCACCAGCUCAGGUACGAGUACUGGACAGCAGGCACACUCAUCAUGGGACGCCUACAAGGCAGGAUCGUCACCUACCUCCUGUAACAACAACUCAAUGAACCCCAUGGCCUCCUUAGGGGCGCUGCAGUCUUUGGCCGCAGGGGCUGGAGCCGGCCUCAACAUGGGCUCACUUGCAGAGCUCCUGUGUCUAGGGAUGGCAGCCCUGAACGGCGGUCUAGGCAGCGGGGGCCUGUCGAACGGAACCAGUAGCACCAUGGAGGCCCUUACCCAGGCCUACUCUGGGAUCCAGCAGUACGCUGCUGCUGCCCUCCCCAGCCUCUACAACCAGAGCCUGCUCUCCCAACAGAGUGUCAGUGCUGCAGGAAGCCAGAAGGAAGGCCCUGAGGGAGCCAACUUGUUCAUCUACCACCUCCCCCAGGAGUUUGGAGACCAGGAUCUGCUCCAGAUGUUCAUGCCCUUUGGCAACGUUAUUUCCGCUAAGGUGUUCAUUGACAAGCAGACCAACCUCAGCAAGUGUUUUGGCUUUGUGAGUUACGACAAUCCAGUCUCAUCCCAGGCCGCCAUUCAGUCGAUGAACGGUUUCCAAAUUGGCAUGAAGCGACUAAAGGUGCAGCUGAAGAGAUCCAAAAAUGACAGCAAGCCAUAUUGAAUGCUUUCUCUCAAUUGGACUUGGUUAGGAUUUUUUUUUCCUUCUGAUAUCUUCGUGCCCGUUUGUUCAUCGUUUGCCUAGCAUGUUGAUGUGACGUCAAAAGUUCAUCGUCCAGUUCGUUGUCCUCCACUUCUAUGGCGCUUGAAAUGUUCACCUUUUUGGCGUUUAUUGGAGAAUGUUUUUGUUUGUUCUGUUUCUCUUUUGUCCUUUGUGCUGCCAAUAGGGUGCGCUAGAAAGACUGCCAAGAAAAUAAAUGUAUAAAGCUACAUUAGUUGUUACAAGCAAAAAAGAUAAUCUAUUUUUUCGAGAACUUACUGGCAUAACCACUAGAUUUUUCCAGGUCUUUUUUUUUUUACUUUAUUUUUUUUGUAAUUUAUUUUGCCUUCAUAGUAAACUCGUUUAUUUUUCCCUAUAUGUUUUGAGCAGUCUUCCUAGCGCCCCCCACACUACAUUUUUGUUUUGUGUCUGAAAGCAACCAAUCAAUUUAUAGAAACUACUUUUGCGUGUGGGUGUUAUUUCUCUUGUAAGUUCUAAGCUUUUUUUAGGAUGUCUGGUCAUAUUCUGGGGAUGACUUUGUAAUUUUGUGUUAGGUUAGUUGGUAUGAGGGUAAUUUUUGGGGAGUGUCUAAUGAGUGACAACGAUAUACACUUGAAUCACCGUUUUUGUCUUUCAGUGUGUGAAGUCAUCACAGGCACAUAAUGUUUUCAUUUCCUUUUGUGUGGAAAUCCUCCUUAGUCUGAAUAAUAAAAUAUACAAAAUGAGCAGAAUUGAGUUUCUUUUCAGUUAUAUAUAUUUAGCAUGCACUUUUUUUUGUAACUUCACUGAAAUCCUCAGCAAAAUGUGAUUGACUUUAAUAGAAUUUAAAAAAAGUUAGGAAUAAACUAGUGCCAAGUGAUGCUGGUGGUCACAUUUAUCUCUUACACGUUGCCCUUUUGAAGUUAAGAUCUGGGCAACAAAAGUAUGGGUUGGUUUCUUUUUCAACGUUGAUGUGGUGGGUUGUACCUCGUAGGUUUUCGUGUGUUUAGACUGAUUUUUAAAGACCCCUAUUUUAUAUUAGGACUUGAGGUGAAGUUAGGUGUUGGAAUUAUUUAGAUUUUUCUGUAGUACAAGUAUUCCCUAAACUAGAUAACCAGGUUAUAAAGCAUGUGCCCUUAAAGGCUUAUUUGUUUCAACUUUGGGAUUAAUUAUGUUGGGUUGGGAGUGUUUGUCUCAUAAUAAAGGCUAAACACUACCUUUUCAUACAGUUCCUGAAACUUUGUAUUUUACUCCCACAGAGCAGUUUUUAUUAGCAUACAUUUGUCGUUAAUAUAGUUGUAUUGCAUUGGCACAGUGUGUAGCAUGUGAAGUGAUGUUUUAUCUGACCUGAGUUUGCCGGAUAACUUUAGGCAUGUUAAAUGUGUGUCGUUGUGCAUUAAUGUCAUCAAUUUGCUUUUCUUGGGCUUUACUUAUGAAUCCCUACUACUGUCAUCAUUUCAGUGGUCCACAUGUAUACAAACCAUUGUCUUUGCAGUAGUUAACAUGGCUCCAUCCCUGUUUAACAUCAGGGCCCUCUACUCAAACUAGGAUUGGGUUUUAGAAAUGGAACCUCUAACUACGUUAUAGAACUGUCACAUGUUCUGUACUCAAGAACUACCCUUUAUUUUCACCAUUUAAAACCACUUCUCUGGGUUAUUGAUCUCCUGUUGUUCAACAAAAAAUGUGUUGGAUGGAAUCUCCUUAAAUGAAUUGACCUGCAGAGAAAAUACAGACUCAUUUGGAUUGACUGGGCUCAUUUAAUUUUAAUAUUAUGUGACAGAUUGUAUUUCCAGAUUUGUCAGCUGCUAGGUCUGAGUUUAAAUGUGAUCCUAGAAAAUAAACCUGUUGGAUAUUUUUUGCAUUAUUAUUGGUACAAAGUGACUGAUUUUCUAUUUAACUUUUGGUUUCUACGGUUUCCUUUUCUACUAGAACAAAGUUAUUAUAUUUCACAAUGUGAUAUUGAAAUUCAAAAGUUGAAACAUGUAGAGCUUAGUUGCCACAUGACCAAACCUUAGUCUGUACAGCUGUAAUAUUGAUAAGAAUGCAAUUCUGUGAAGUCGCCUUUCGUUGAAUUCAAUUGACUUUUCUUUCUGUAUAUUUUUGUUUUGUUUUACAAUGUUGUGAUUUUGCUGUGAGACAUAGACAUUGCUGAAUUUAUUAGAUGGCCAAAACAGUUGCUUUUUUAAAUAAUUUCAGUUCGAUAUUGUCUUUGAAAUGUUUUUGAUUUAAGGAUAACACUUGUCUCCACAGGCGUGAAGCUAAGUGCACACUCAAUAAGCAGUCGUUUUGUGAGCCAAAAUUGUGAUCCCUAUUUGGUUGGUUUGUUUAUGUACAAUUAAAAUGUUUAAAAAAUUCAUAUAAAAA